Molecule: messenger RNA, 2544 nt
Organism: Prosopis cineraria
Lineage: Eukaryota; Viridiplantae; Streptophyta; Magnoliopsida; Fabales; Fabaceae
Product: mitogen-activated protein kinase 19-like
Exons: 10
Coding region: 517-2298 (593 amino acids)
Biological process (GO): protein phosphorylation; intracellular signal transduction
Cellular component (GO): nucleus; cytoplasm
Molecular function (GO): MAP kinase activity; ATP binding
Source: RefSeq, a predicted model, not a curated record
UUUAACUUGUUCAUAAAAAAAUCAGCCAUUUUCUGUCCCCUCUUCCCAAUUUUCCUUCUAUAUGUGGUCGUUGGGAUCUCUCUCUGUCUCUCUCGCCUCUGCGUUCAGAUCCUAUCAAGUGCGGAGUUUCUGCUUUCACUCCAACCCUGACUUGUCCCUCAGCUCAUGUUUCACUAUAUUGAGACCCGAUCUCGGAGCCUUAUCAAUCUCGACUCGUUCGGUAAUCGCUCGUUUUGUUUCUGAAUUCAUGUUGAUUUGAAGCUUGAGUUCGAUCUUCGAUCUGGGGUUUUCAGUUGGUGUAUGAGAGAGGAGUUUGCUGGUGAUUGGUGUAUGUGCGGUUUCAAGCGGAGCGCGGUGAGGGAUUCUGGGCUUGUGAUUCGAAGUAGGUCAAGGUGGGGUGAAUGCGGCUAGUUUUACUCUGAAAACUUUGCCUGCUGCUUGAUCUAUCUCCGGAAAGAUUAUAAAGAUUGUGUGCAAGAAGAGAAGGGAAAUUGUGAAAAGAAGACCUUGAACAAGAUGCAGCAAGAUCAGCUCAAGAAGGAUGGUAAAGAGUUGGACUUUUUCACUGAGUGCGGGGAUGCAAAUAGAUACAAGAUUCUUGAAGUAAUAGGUAAGGGCAGCUAUGGAGUAGUUUGUGCAGCAAUUGACACGCACACUGGGGAAAAGGUUGCAAUAAAAAAGAUUCAUGAUAUUUUUGAGCAUAUCUCUGAUGCCAUUAGAAUUCUCCGUGAGGUCAAGCUGCUACGGCUUUUAAGACACCCUGAUAUUGUUGAGAUUAAGCGCAUUAUGUUGCCACCUUCAAAGAGGGAGUUCAAAGAUAUUUAUGUUGUCUUUGAACUGAUGGAGUCUGAUCUCCAUCAAGUCAUCAAAGCUAAUGAUGACUUGACACGUGAGCACCAUCAGUUUUUUCUUUACCAGAUGCUACGUGCACUGAAGUAUAUGCAUACAGCAAAUGUGUAUCACAGAGACCUUAAACCCAAGAAUAUAUUGGCAAAUGCAAAUUGUAAACUCAAAGUCUGUGAUUUUGGACUGGCCAGAGUUGCAUUCAAUGAUGCCCCGACAACAAUAUUUUGGACGGAUUAUGUAGCUACAAGAUGGUACAGAGCUCCAGAGUUGUGUGGAUCAUUCUUUUCAAAGUAUACAGCAGCAAUUGAUAUAUGGAGCAUUGGAUGCAUCUUUGCUGAGGUGCUGACAGGAAAGCCGUUGUUCCCUGGUAAAAGCGUUGUACAUCAAUUAGAUUUGAUUACAGAUCUUCUCGGGACACCAUCACCGGAAACUAUCACUGGAGUUCGUAAUGAGAAGGCAAGAAAGUACUUGACAGAAAUGAGGAAAAAAUCUCCUGUCCCAUUUGAACAGAAAUUUCCAAAUGCCGAUCCAUCCGCACUUUGCCUUUUGCAAAGGCUUCUGGCGUUUGAUCCUAAGGAUCGGCCUACUGCUGAAGAGGCACUAGCUGAUCCUUACUUUAAGGGAUUGGCCAGAGUUGAGAGAGAACCAUCUUGUCAGCCAAUUUCAAAGCUGGAAUUUGAGUUUGAGAGGCGAAGGGUGACUAAGGAGGACGUGAGGGAACUGAUAUAUAGGGAGAUACUGGAAUACCAUCCUCAGUUGCUUAAAGAUUACUUGAAUGGAACUGAAAGCACAAAUUUCCUCUGUCCUAGCGCAAUUGGUCAAUUCAGAAAGCAAUUUGCUUAUUUUGAGGAAAACAGUGUUAAAAGUGGUCCAGUGAUUCCUCCAGAAAGGAAGCAUGUCUCCCUUCCAAGGUCCACUGUUUACUCUAGACCUAUUCCUCCUUAUGCACAUGGCGCGGCAUAUGAGAACAAGCAAAUACCAGUAGAGGCAUCUAAGAAUUUGGGAGCAACGGAGUCAAAUUCUGAAACUCAUUUAAGGGAUUCACGACCUCCUCCAAGGGUGCCAACAGCCAAACCAGGCAAAGUUGCAGGGCCAGUUUUACCCUAUGAGAAUGGGAGAAAUAUGAAAAACAACUAUGAUUCAAGAAUCUUGAGCAGAAAUGGUCUUUCUCCUUCUGCGUCUCCUCAGUGUUCCUAUAGGGCCCAACCCACAAACCCGGAGAAGCUUGUGCCACAAGGAAAACACCCAUCUCAGCAGUGGGGUAACUCACUAGGCAGACAAACUAUUGACCUCAACACCAACCCUUACUUCCAACAAGCCAAGGUAGAUAACAUGGAUGAUGCUGUCACCUCAAUGGAUGCUAAGUUGCUGCAGGCACGGUCUCAGUUUGGCGCUGUUGGUGCUGCUGCGGUGGCCAUUGCAGCUCAUAGGCAUCCUUCUGGGGCUUUUUAGUGUGGGUUGUCAUAGGUAGGUUUUAAGGGCUUUAAUGCCAGUAGUUGGAACUUGGAAGGAAGAAGGGUGAUUAAAUUUUAGACGGGUUUAGGUUUGGUUUUCACUUUUUACUUCCAGAUUACGGUAUUUGUAAAUUAUAUUGUUACGUCAUUUCAUUGUUCAAUAAAGACUUGGCGGGAAAUCAUUCCUUACCCCCCUAUAUCUUGAUUCAAGCUAUCUAUGAUAUGAAUGUUCUUUUUGUUUGUA